UUGAAAUUCUAUGCUUGGAAGGUUCAGAUGAGAGUUGAAUCCCUCCCUGAUUUGAUAGUAGUAGAAUAAACCCUAGGAAAGUCAUUUGCUAGAUAUGUACAGAGCAAAUUUCAUAGGGUUUGUGUUGGCCAUGGCGUCCAGCGCCUUCAUUGGAUCUAGCUUCAUCAUCAAGAAGAAAGGACUCCAGAGAGCCGGCGCCUCUGGCUCUCGAGCUAGUACCGGAGGCUAUGGUUAUCUACUUGAGCCACUUUGGUGGAUUGGAAUGGUCACCAUGAUUGUUGGAGAAUUUGCCAACUUUGUAGCUUAUAUUUAUGCACCAGCUGUACUUGUGACACCAUUGGGUGCUCUAAGUAUAAUUGUUAGUGCUGUUCUAGCUCAUUUCUUACUGAAGGAAAAAUUGCAGAAAUUGGGAGUAAUAGGAUGCAUUUUAUGUGUUGUGGGUUCUACAGUCAUUGUUCUUCAUGCACCUGGAGAACAUGCUAUAAGUUCAGUGGACGAGAUAUGGGCUUUAGCUACACAACCGGCAUUUCUUCUGUAUGCUGCAGCAUCAAUGGCAAUAGUAUUGGUACUGGUGUUGUACUGUGAGCCUCGCUAUGGGCAAACGAACAUUAUGGUCUAUAUUGGUAUCUGUUCUAUAGUAGGAUCAUUGACGGUAAUGAGCAUUAAAGCGGUAGGCAUUGCAAUAAAGCUUACUCUGGAAGGAUCAAGUCAAGCUGCACACCUGCAGACAUGGAUUUUUGUAACGAUUUCAGUUUUGUGUAUAAUCUCUCAGCUCAACUACUUAAAUAAGGCUUUGGACACAUUUAAAACAGCCGUGGUUUCUCCAAUAUAUUAUGCGAUGUUCACAUCACUUACAAUUGUAGCCAGUGCCAUAAUGUUUAAGGACUGGUCUGGUCAGAGUGCUAGCAACAUUAUUUCAGUGCUUUGUGGGUUUUUGACUGUGCUUUCGGGUACAAUGGUUCUUCACUGCACUAGGGACCCUGAUCCUCCUCUCGAUAUGUACACACAAGUUUCUCCUCAAAUAUCAUGGGUGGUCCGUGCCAAUGGUGAGAUAUGGAAGCAGAAAGACGAUGAUUUGCAUCCUGAAUUUGUUGCAAUAAUACGGCAGGAUCAUUUCAAGUAAGGCAAAUAAUUCCCAAUAGUCGGAAGGGCUUGGCGUGGCUGAAUUUCUAUCCACUGCAUUCGCAUUAACGAGCACUGGCUAUUUGAAUUUGUUAUCUCAGAUUUCCGGGUUAGUGUCCUUUUGAUUGAAUUCACUGCUUUGAAGAGAGUGUUGCCGCCUAUAUCAUCUUCCCUUCCAUCACAUUAGCUGCUAGAGGAUCAUGUUGUUUUUCAUGUGCCCCAUCUUUCAUGGUUGUCACUUGUCAUUUUUCAACAAAGGUGCUCAUUCCAGGUUUGAUAGACUGUUCUCCUAGAUGUAAUCAUGUUUUUCUGAUUCAUAGCCUUGUAAUUCUUUCUGCAUCAGGUCUGUGAAUUUGCUGUAAAAAAAUAUAUUAGGUGUUGAUAUUAGCUAGCAUUGUAACUUGUAAGAAUGGUAACUUUAUUCAAUUGAGUGAAAAGAAAAGUGUUCUUUGCUUUAA
Molecule: messenger RNA, 1580 nt
Organism: Ipomoea nil (Japanese morning glory)
Lineage: Eukaryota; Viridiplantae; Streptophyta; Magnoliopsida; Solanales; Convolvulaceae
Product: probable magnesium transporter NIPA6
Exons: 9
Coding region: 95-1123 (342 amino acids)
Biological process (GO): magnesium ion transport
Cellular component (GO): membrane
Molecular function (GO): magnesium ion transmembrane transporter activity
Source: RefSeq, a predicted model, not a curated record